This is a messenger RNA of Eptesicus fuscus (big brown bat), 1222 nucleotides long. RefSeq names its product ribose-phosphate pyrophosphokinase 1-like. Gene Ontology annotation, biological process: 5-phosphoribose 1-diphosphate biosynthetic process; ribonucleoside monophosphate biosynthetic process; purine nucleotide biosynthetic process. Gene Ontology annotation, molecular function: ribose phosphate diphosphokinase activity; ATP binding; magnesium ion binding. Lineage: Eukaryota; Metazoa; Chordata; Mammalia; Chiroptera; Vespertilionidae. The coding region runs from base 215 to 1171 and encodes 318 amino acids. The transcript has a single exon. The record is from RefSeq and is a predicted model, not a curated record. Gene Ontology annotation, cellular component: cytoplasm; ribose phosphate diphosphokinase complex.
UGCCACUAUGGGAGCCACUAGCCCCACACGGUUAUUAUGUACUUGAAAUGUAGCUAGUAUUACUGGUGUGCUGAACUUUUAAUGCAUUAACAUUAAGACUUAAGAUGGUGGAGGGGCAACACGAAGCUUACAGUACUGUCUCUGGGCUGACUUCGGCUCCGGUCCCGCCGCGGCAGUGAUCGCCAGCAAACAGCGCCUGGAGUAGUGGGCCAAGAUGCCGAACAUCAAAAUCUUCAGCGGCAGCUCCAACCUGGACUUGUCCCAGAAAAUUGCUGACCGCCUGGGCCUGGAGCUAGCCAAGGUGCUGACCACAAAAUUCAGCAACCAGGAGACCUGUGUUGAAAUUGGCGAAAGUGUCCGGGGAGAGGAUGUCUACAUCCUUCAGAGCGGCUGUGGUGAAAUUAACGACAACCUGAUGGAGCUUCUGAUCAUGAUUAACGCCUGUAAGAUCGCUUCCGCCAGCCGGGUCACUGCGGUCAUCCCAUGCUUCCCUUACGCCCGGCAGGAUAAGAAGGAUAAGAGCCGGGCUCCCAUCUCAGCCAAGCUUGUGGCAAAUAUGCUCUCCGUAGCAGGUGCAGAUCAUAUUAUCACCAUGGACCUUCAUGCUUCUCAAAUCCAGGGCUUUUUCGAUAUCCCCGUGGACAAUCUGUACGCAGAACCAGCUGUCCUGAAGUGGAUACGGGAGAAUAUCUCUGAGUGGAGGGACUGCACGAUUGUCUCGCCCGAUGCGGGGGGAGCUAAGCGAGUCACCUCCAUCGCAGACCAGUUGAAUGUUGACUUUGCCUUGAUUCACAAAGAACGGAAGAAGGCCAACGAAGUGGACCGCAUGGUGCUGGUCGGGGACGUGAAGGACCGGGUGGCCAUUCUAGUGGAUGACAUGGCUGAUACUUGUGGCACAAUCUGCCAUGCAGCGGAAAAACUCCUUGCAGCUGGAGCCACCAGAGUUUAUGCUAUCUUGACUCACGGGAUCUUUUCUGGCCCGGCCAUUUUUCGCAUUAACAACGCCUGCUUCGAAGCAGUAGUGGUCACCAAUACCAUCCCUCAGGAGGAUAACAUGAGGCACUGUCCCAAAAUACAGGUGCUCGACAUCUCCAUAAUCCUGGCAGAAGCCAUCAGGAGAAUUCACAAUGGGGAAUCUGUUUCCUACCUGUUCAGCCAUGUGCCUUUAUAACAGAAUACCUUCUGAGGCUUUAAAAAAAUAAAGCGAACCCCUCUCCUUGUU